Molecule: messenger RNA, 1422 nt
Organism: Brenthis ino (lesser marbled fritillary)
Lineage: Eukaryota; Metazoa; Arthropoda; Insecta; Lepidoptera; Nymphalidae
Source: the annotation of a GenBank genome assembly
AUGAUUUUUACUAUGAAGAAAGCUCGUGGAUUUUUUCAGUUUUACCAAAAACUUCUCAAUAAACGACCUUAUCUAGUACAGGCUGUUCAAACAGGCACACUAAUGGGUGCUGGAGAUCUUAUUUCACAAUCUUUAAUUGAAAACAAAGCUUUAAAACAUAUAGAUUAUAAACGAACUCUUAAAUUUUCAUCUAUUGGCUUUUUUGUAGGUGGACCAGCAUUGCGUGCAUGGUAUGGUUUAUUAAGUAAACAAGUAGGAUCACAUGGAAAAACUGUGGCAAUUAAAAAAGUAUUUGUUGAUCAAUUCAUAUUUGCUCCUGCAUUUUUAUUCUUCAUUUUAACUGCUGUUGGUACAAUGCAAGGCAAAUCAUGGGAAUCAAUAAAAGGAGAUGUCCUUGCUAAUUAUUUUGAUGUUUUACAAACUAAUUACUACAUAUGGCCUUGGGUUCAAUUAAUUAACUUUUAUUAUAUUCCACUUCAGUAUCAAGUAUUGCUUGUGCAAUCAGUAGCACUGUUUUGGAAUACAUAUUUAUCUUGGAAAACUAAUCAUAAAAGUAAUACAAUGGAAGGCUUAGAAUUGGUAUCAUCUAAUAAAAUAUUUGGUGGGUACCAGAAAGUGUAUUCCCACCAAUCUUCAGAAUUGCUAUGCAAAAUGAACUUCUCUAUUUAUUUUCCACCUCAAGCAGAAGGUGGUGAUGUGAAGCUACCAUUAGUAUAUUAUCUGUCUGGUCUCACUUGCAAUGAACAAAAUUUUAUAUCAAAAUCUGGAUUUCAAAGAUAUGCAGCUGAGCAUGGUAUCAUAGUUGUGGGGCCUGAUACUUCUCCUAGAGGAGUCAAGAUACCUGGUGAUGAUGAGUCUUGGGACUUUGGUGUAUCAGCAGGUUUCUACCUCGAUGCAACUAAAGAUCCCUGGUCUAAAAACUAUAAAAUGGCCAGUUAUUUAAAUAAGGAAUUAUAUGAACUAAUUCUUCAGGCAUUUAGCAACAAUGUUGAUCCAAGUCGUAUAGGAAUUAUGGGCCACAGCAUGGGUGGUCAUGGAGCUUUAGUUUCUACAUUAAGAAAUCCUGGUUUAUAUAAAUCAGUGAGUGCUUUUGCUCCUAUAUGUAACCCAACUCAGUGUCCAUGGGGAGAAAAGGCAUUUUCAGGAUAUUUAGGGGAAGAUAAGAGCCAGUGGGUAGAGUGGGAUGCUACUGAGCUUGUCAAGAAAUAUGAUGGCCCCCCACUUACCUUCCUUAUUGACCAGGGUGCUGCGGACAAGUUUUAUGUUGAAAAACAAUUGCUGCCAGAAAACUUAGUGCAAGCCUGUCGCUCUGCUGGAGUACCUAUCAUUUUGAACCUGCGUGAAGACUAUGAUCAUUCUUACUACUUCAUUGCUACAUACAUUGGAGAACAUUUCGAUUUCCAUGCAAAAAUACUGAAAGCU